Topomyia yanbarensis is the source of this 1679-nucleotide messenger RNA. RefSeq names its product probable cytosolic Fe-S cluster assembly factor CPIJ010948. The record is from RefSeq and is a predicted model, not a curated record. NCBI's taxonomy places the organism in Eukaryota, Metazoa, Arthropoda, Insecta, Diptera, Culicidae. Bases 121 to 1557 code for a protein of 478 amino acids. Gene Ontology annotation, cellular component: cytosolic [4Fe-4S] assembly targeting complex. Gene Ontology annotation, biological process: iron-sulfur cluster assembly. The transcript is spliced from 6 exons. Gene Ontology annotation, molecular function: 4 iron, 4 sulfur cluster binding.
AGCCAGCAAUCAAAACAAUUUUUUGUCAGUUCGUGCAAUUACAAAAUUGUGAAUUUAUCAAUACAUACGUUAUCGUUAAUCAACUGUAAGAUAUUUUCUUAAAUAGAAAAAAAUAUUGCUAUGUCACGGUUCAGUGGGGCACUCCAGCUUACGGAUUUGGACGAUUUUAUUACCCCGUCGCAGGAAUGCAUCAAACCGGUAAAAAUAGAGACAAAGAAAUCAAAAACUGGAUCAAAGAUCACCAUCCAGGAUGAUGGAUCAUACAUGCAAGCUACGUCUAGUGGCCUUCAGAAAUUGGAAAAAGUGGAAAUCACACUGGCAGAUUGUCUAGCUUGUUCCGGUUGUAUCACUUCGGCGGAAGGUGUUUUAAUCACUCAGCAAAGUCAGGAAGAGCUUCUAAAGGUGAUGAACGAAAACAAUCUGGCCAAACUGAACAACCACCUGGAGGCAAUCAAAUGUAUUGUAUUUACAGUUGCUCAACAGCCGAUCAUAUCGCUGGCGAAAAGGUAUAGCCUGUCACCGGAAGAUUCAUUUGAACACAUUGCAGGGUAUUUCAAAAAACUGGGAGCAGACAUUGUACUAGAUACCAAAAUAGCAGAUGAUUUAGCGUUGAUCGAGAGUAGAAAUGAGUUUAUCGAACGAUACAAUACGAACAAUCGAACGUUGCCGAUGAUGGCUUCAGCAUGUCCCGGGUUCGUUUGCUAUGCAGAGAAAACUCAUGGCAAUUUUAUUUUGCCCUAUAUCGCGAGCACAAGAUCUCCGCAGCAAAUAAUGGGGGUACUAGUUAAAAAGUACCUUGCCAGGAUGUUAGGAGUUAGUGGUGAUCGCAUCUAUCACGUGACAGUAAUGCCUUGUUACGACAAAAAGUUGGAAGCAUCACGGGAGGACUUUUUCUCGGACGUGGAGAAUUGUCGUGAUGUGGAUUGCGUGAUAACAUCUAUCGAAAUCGAGCAAAUGUUGGAUAGCUCCGAUAUUCAAAUGCUACAAAUCGUGGAAAAAGCGCCUAUCGAUUGGCCAUGGCCAACCCCUCGGCCUCCCGUUUUUAUGUGGUCUCACGAAAGUUCGGGUUCCGGCGGUUACAGUGAAUACAUCUUCAAAUACGCUGCCCGUAAGCUGUUCAACAUUGUCGUUGAUCACGUGGAGUUUCAAAACCUUCGAAACAAUGAUCUUCGAGAAGCGGUUCUGGAGCAAAACGGUGAAGUGGUUCUCCGAUUUGCGAUUGCAAACGGCUUUCGUAACAUUCAAAAUAUGGUGCAAAAGUUGAAACGGGGCAAGUGCACCUACCACUAUAUUGAAAUAAUGGCUUGUCCAUCGGGGUGUUUGAACGGAGGAGCCCAGAUUCGUCCCAUACAUGGGGAAACCCAACGAGAACUGACGGUGGAGCUGGAAACGAUGUACAGGCACCUACCGCAGUCAAAUCCGGAGAACGAAACGGUUGAGACGGUGUAUACCACGUUUUUGGACAACUCAGGUGACAACAACAAGCGGAAAGAGUUUUUACAUACUAAUUAUCAUCCUAUCGAGAAGCUUAAUACGGCUUUGAAUAUCAAAUGGUGAAAGAUAUGCUUGUUAGCGGAGUUUUGUUAAAGUUUUGGAAAUAUUUGGAAGAAAUAUCCACUAUUUGUUUAUACUGGGAAAUUAUUUUUUAAAUAUAAAGACUUCUGGAACAACAAACUACA